AUGGGGAGCGCCAAUGGAAGCUGCCAAGCGAACGGCUAUUGUGAGGUACCCAACCUCACGCAGGAUACUGUUGUGACACCCCUGCAGCCGCAUGGUGCCGGGUCAACUGCAGGUGUCUUCGAAGAACCAAGAAUCACGGCCUUUCGGUUCUGUCAGCGGGCAUCGGAAGCAUGCCGCGGCAGUGGGCUCAACAGGGAGGAGCUGAAGAUGCAAGGAGCCUUCCCAAGCGAUGCUGCCGAAGACGCCGUCCUGGGCACGGGGCAACCCACCGUCAGCUUGGCAAAAGAAAAUAGCUCCAGGGAUUGCAGCUGGCCCGUUAGGGGAUGUUGGAGACAAGCGUCAUCCAGUGUGGUGGAACAGGACCUUCGGGCACCAGGCACGAAAUCGUUGAAGCCUCCCUUUCUGAUGAAAGAGCCCACAGUACAUGACACGGAGAUUGCCGAGUUCGCUGAGAACAUGGAAGAGGAGUAUGAUGCCUUGGAUGCAGAGGCAUGGCUCGUAGCGGGCAAGGAGCUCGCGACCACAUCAGCGAUAAAGGAGGAUGCGACAGUGCACAUGAUUCUGGACCCGAAGCCGGAGAGUGCAAGAUCGGAGCAGAUCGGAGGGAGGAAGGCAGCGCCUAGUGAUGAAGCGGCACAGCCUGAGGAGGAGCCCACGGCCCACCUUGAGGAAGUGAAGCCGGCUCCAUCGCUGAGUUCGGGCCUUCCAGAGAGAGCCGUGGAAGAAGACUUGCUGAAGUUGAAGGAUGCCGCACAAGUCGCAGAGGAGCUGAAGGAAUCAAAUCCCAAUGAUAGCCCGAGGAACACGGAGGCGGCUUGGCCUCCGGAGUGCCAGCAAGAAAGCAUCCGGCUUUUCCACAUUUCUGACGCAGUCGAGCUAUGCUCAGAGUUCGAUACCGUGGAGGAUGACUGGAGUAGCACGGCCUGA
Messenger RNA from Symbiodinium sp. CCMP2592, 927 nucleotides. The record is from the annotation of a GenBank genome assembly. Lineage: Eukaryota; Dinophyceae; Suessiales; Symbiodiniaceae.